Messenger RNA from Toxoplasma gondii ME49, 2302 nucleotides. RefSeq lists its product as hypothetical. The record is from RefSeq and is a predicted model, not a curated record. The coding region runs from base 1 to 1965 and encodes 654 amino acids. The transcript has a single exon. Lineage: Eukaryota; Apicomplexa; Conoidasida; Eucoccidiorida; Sarcocystidae.
AUGCCGUCUGGGCCGCCAGCGCCAGAGUGCCCCGUUCUUCUGCCUUCCAAACUCACAGGACCGCGAGAUGGUGCCGGCAUGCCGCGACAGGGUUUGUCCGCUUCCGUUAAGUCCGAAGUGGCGAUCGAGGUCAGUGCAAACGAACAAUCUGUGCGGGUGCAGUGCCUCAGACCCGCGUGCAACGAGAGACUCUCUGCGCAGAUUCUCCAAGCAAUCGAACACAUUUCAGAACGCUCUCUCUCUGGGACGGUCGCUCCCACCCCCUCGCUUCACCGGCACGGUUUGGAAGAAACUCCAGGACGGGUCGACGAGUUGAUCAACGCAGCGGCGCGUUCUUUCUCUGCCACCCGAGCAUUAGACACAACAAGAAGUGGAGCUGCUCCGCUGCGAGCGGCACCCUCGAAUUUCGCCUCUCUCCAGCGCCGCUCUGCCGCCUCAACGCGUCCGACGAGUGAAGAGCGACCCCCGGUUUCCUUGGAAAGCAGCCGAGAAAACGCCGAAGAAGCCACAAUGAAUCGCGCGAACCCCCGACAGGCGCCCGGCCCCCGGGAUCAGACAAACAACACGGCGACUCGCACGCCCAACGAUGGAGAACUUCUCGACGCAGCUCCGCGGACGGAUGGUGCCAGCAGAACUGCAUGCGACAACGUGCGGGACAGUGGAAAUCGGUCGACUGGGCAGCGGGAUAACAGGAAGAAAGCCGGCGACGAUGCUCGGCCUGGCGAACCUCGCGCAGUUACUCGCGCGGACGCAGCCGCCGCGGUGGCUUUGAAUUCGCGAGAGCAGUCCGACGCACGGCCGCCGUCCCCCCGAACUCGGGACUCCCGUUCUCGCCGACCCACCUCAACUUCUUUGACCUCGGCAGAUCGCAACGGGAGAACGGGUGAAAGUGGACCGAGCAAAAGACCGAGGGGCCCCGACGGCCGCUUCGUCAGGUCCGCGUCGGGUGGGGGACAAGCGGCAGCGAGGAGCAGAGUGCGAGAUGCGGCAGGCAGCAAACAAAGUCAAAGCAGCAAGCAAACGCAAAGCCGUGCAGCUCGUGUCAGUGGACACACCGCGACUAGCCAGGAGAAGGGAAGCGAACGAAACAACGUCGCACCGGUGGUGCCGGACCUCGGUCGACGGCCGGCGAAGCCUCCUAGCUCGGGUGGUAGGCCAGAGAGGCGCGGGAGCCCCAGUUCAAACUUUGAGCGACCCAACAACGCCGUCGUGGGCACUGCGACUGGAAACGCGACUGCGGCAGACGGGAGCACGGGAGCCUCUUUCCGGGUGGGCCAGCGAUCUGGCGCAGCGGAUUCAACCCAAGCGACGGGGGAUACACGCGUCACGAGUCAUCGAACAGGCGACAACGUCGCUGUUUCGGACGAUGUACCCGUACCCCCAACGCGUGAGGAGACCCGGGACCCCGGCGAAGCCGUCCGCGUCAUUGAGGCACUGUGCCAAGCUGUCACGGCUCUUCAAGAGCUUCGGUCACAUCCGAGUGAGACGGCAGGUCCAAGCCAACCGGCAGGGUCCGGUGGGGGCUUCUGGGGCUGUCUGUGUGUUGGGUGGGGGACGCCCCCACCAAGCAUGUCGCCUGGAGUCAUGACGCAGGCACCGCACCCGUCCAGGUUCCAGUGGAACAUAGGUCGGCCGCAGUCGGGAUCGGGGCCGUCCACUGUGGCUCCUACUGUGGAACCGUCUGUCACUGUGACCUCGUCCUUGGCGCCGAGCUCGUGCUCCAACGGCGGAGUUGAGGCGCCUCCAUUUGACACGACAAUCCUGCCUGCAGUGGGCGACUGUGAACGCGUUUGUAGUACAAGCAGUUCUGUGGGCGAUUUCAGUCCCAGCCGCCGGGUGUCGGUCGAGCCAGCGUCGUGUGCGGACCCGAAUCGGCCCCAAGAAGACACGAUUCGCGAACUCGAUCAGUGGCUACGACUCUUGCGAGCUCCGUUACUACCUGCCGCCGAGAAAUGGAGGUGCUGAGUCUCGGGAUGGAGCCUGACAGACUUGUUUCGGCAACUGUAAUAAUUUGAAGGUCCUUUGGAGACGUACGCGUAACCUUGCAUUAUCGUUUCGUUCGCUCAACAUAUCUGUGACGCGUUUCAAGAGCUCUGCGGAGGGGGUCCAGAUGAGCCAACAUUAAGGGUGACAGUGAUCGCGAGCGGUGGGAAGCUCUCUCCGUAAAUCUUCCUCUUUCGAAUUCCAGCCAGCGACCCGGUGUAGCCCGGAUACGUGCUGUGAGGCGCUUGCGAACGGGGUAUUUGUUGAUUUGUAUAUUGCACUCCGCCAAUGAUGCGUGAAUGCCGAUGGGGGUCCGUUU